UUCAUUCACGCACAGAUAGAAUCCUGGUUGAAUAUAAUGGUAAGGUUGUUCCCAGAAGUGGUCAGCGUCAAACAUUACGGAAGGUCGUAUGAAAACCGGACACUGACCUACGCUAAGAUUGGUCUCGGUAAUUGGAAUAAACCGAUAAUAUUCAUCGAAUCCGGUGUGCAUGCCAGAGAGUGGGGCUCGGUCACAUCGGCACUGCACAUCAUCAAAAAACUUUUAAUCGGUUACCGAAAGAAUGAAGAAAGGCUGGUACAUCUCUUGAGGAGAUUCGAUUUCUACGUCAUCCCGGUUUGCAACCCGGACGGAUACGAUUACACGUUCGGACCGGAUUUUUUGCAUCGAGUAUGGAGGAAAACUCGGAGUAAAACGACCGCUGAAAAUUGUGUCGGUGUCGAUAUGAACAGAAAUUUCUACCGGGCCAAAGGCGACAAACACGGGGUGUAUUCAAUGAACCAAUGUAUGGAGGACUACCCUGGAAAGAGACCAGCCAGUGAAGUUGAAACCACACAUCUCAUAAGGUUACUGAACUCUAUACGUCACAGGGUCAAAGGUUAUUACUCCGUGCAUACCUUCGGCCAGCUGUGGUUUAUUCCAUAUGCGUACAGUAAUAACCUUUAUCCGGUUUUUGAAGAUAUGGUUAGUCGGUUGGUUGGUUGGUUGUUUAGAUGGAUGGUUGGUUGCUUGCUUGCUUAG
This is a messenger RNA of Helobdella robusta, 699 nucleotides long. RefSeq lists its product as hypothetical. The record is from RefSeq and is a predicted model, not a curated record. Gene Ontology annotation, molecular function: zinc ion binding; metallocarboxypeptidase activity. NCBI's taxonomy places the organism in Eukaryota, Metazoa, Annelida, Clitellata, Rhynchobdellida, Glossiphoniidae. The annotation marks the transcript as partial. The transcript has 5 exons. Gene Ontology annotation, biological process: proteolysis.